Suillus plorans is the source of this 654-nucleotide messenger RNA. RefSeq lists its product as uncharacterized. The record is from RefSeq and is a predicted model, not a curated record. NCBI's taxonomy places the organism in Eukaryota, Fungi, Basidiomycota, Agaricomycetes, Boletales, Suillaceae. Bases 1 to 654 code for a protein of 217 amino acids. The transcript has 2 exons.
AUGCUCUUCACUCUCAUUUCAGCAUACAGAAUUCACCAACCUACCCUUCCUACCCCAAGUCAACACCAUCGUACCAAAGUCAGCAUAGAGACAUCAGAAGACCUGUCCAAAUCCUCUCUCUCGGAAGACGAUACUAUAAAUUGUCCACACCUCUCAAACUUGCUCUUUCCACCACUUCCUCCUAAAAAUGCAUUUACCCUCAAACCGGCCAGAUUCAACCCAGAAACUCCUACUCUUCCUUUGACACGUGCUGAACCUACCCUUUCCGCUCCAGCAUCUCCUCCAAUACCCCAGCCAGAAUUCCUUAAACCACCUUUACUCCCACCCAAGACACCCAAGCACUCCACAAAUUUCCCUACCAUUCCAUUAGUCCAAAUCGCCACUCCCAACCCCUCGAUCACAAUGACCACUAUCUGUCUGGCGCCAGCACAACCCUUAUAUGUACCACCUCUACACACCACUCGCACAACUACCUCCUCGAGCUUCCCAACCAUGUCAAACAAAGGGAUAGGCGCCAUGCCCGGACCUGGGUCAAGCAAGGCACCGUCAUUCAAUGGUGAAACCUCGGAAUUACUCAAAUUCUUAGAAUUGUUCGAGGACUUAGCAUCAUCAUAUGCACUCACGGACACCGAUAAAUGCAAAAUGAUAGUUUGA